Messenger RNA from Wasmannia auropunctata (little fire ant), 1573 nucleotides. RefSeq names its product titin-like. The record is from RefSeq and is a predicted model, not a curated record. Bases 265 to 1428 code for a protein of 387 amino acids. NCBI's taxonomy places the organism in Eukaryota, Metazoa, Arthropoda, Insecta, Hymenoptera, Formicidae. The transcript has 4 exons.
AUCAGCGCAAAUUAUUACACUGCGGCCUUUUGGAAAUUUCAUGGAAUAUACAUGAAAUUUGCUUGUUAACCCCAACAAAAGAUAAAAUUAGAAUAUUGACAACAGAUAAAAGUAGGCAUUGACAAUAUGCUAAAAUACAGAUAAUAAAAAUUGUUUAGAUCACAUUUCGCUAAUUUUUGCGAAAUUGUGAAAUAAUUAAGAUGUCUCAUAUAUAAAUAUGUAAUCUAGCACGAAGAAGUACGAAGUGUUACAUAUAGAUUCUAAAUGUCCUGUAACUCCUGUGACCCUAUAAAGAACCCAUGUCCCAUAACUUGUCCCAAAGUCAGGAAGGACCUUCGCGAUGCAAUCGCGGAAUAUCCUAAUGUGACGGACGGGAUUUUUCCGCGGAAGAAGAACAAUGUGGAACCGCGACUUCCGUUAAAUAUUAUUCAGGAACCAACCGUCAUCCCACCAAAAAAGAUAACUGAUGACAUUAAAGAGAAAAUCCCACCAAAAAAGAUAACUGAUGACAUUAAAGAGAAAAUCCCACCAAAAAAGAUAACUGAUGACAUUAAAGAGAAAAUCGAUUUGAUCACAGAAGAAAAAUUAGACCAAGAACCUGUAACCGUUCCGAAGAAAACUGUUAUCCCGACAAAAAGAAUAGCAAAUCGCGAUGAUGAGAAAAUCAGUUUCGUUAAAGAGGAUUCUGUCGUUGAAAGAAUCGCAGUGGAGCCCAUAAAGGAAGUUCGAAUUGAGAAAUCUAAGAUUAUCGAAGGCAAAAUUGAGCGGGCGCCAGAGGCAGAGAUUAAAUUGGAACCAUCGCGGGAACUAGAAGAGCAUAAUUUCGAGCCAGAGGAGCCCAUAGAAUAUGAGGAAGAGGAGGAUAGCAAGACUGACUACGAGAAAUAUAUCGACGAGGAAUUACAGGACAGUCUACCCGCCGUAAUAACGAGGGAAAUUCCGGAGGAGCCGAGGGCGGUGCGUGAAAUUUCCAGGAAUGCGGCCACCUUGUACAAGAAAAUCGAUCGCGAAAGACCUGUCAGACCACCGACGGAGCGAGAAGCGGUGACCGCAAUGCCUGAGGAACGAGCUAGAGAACUGGCUAGGGAAGAAAUAUCUGCGAGACGAGCUCUUGAGAUAACAAAACAGAUCGUCCCGCGUGAGCGUGCAGUCGCGGAAGAUGUUUGCGAGGAAUCAUGUCCUUUAAAGGAGCAGAAAGAACGCAUUAUGCGCAAAUUGAAGAUACGGGAGCUGGUCGUAGAUCAUUAUUAUCUGAAGGGUUUCAGCUACUUCGAAGACGUAUGCACAUGCUCGUUGGCUUGCAUGGUGUAUACUUUGAGCAGGGAUCCAUUCGUAAAGAGCAUAUUCGCGUCUCUCGCAUUGUUCGCAGUUGGAUUGAAGUUGUGCUCCGAGCUGGAUGCGUGGGAGAUGCCGAGUCGCGUUUCAUAAGACCUAAAUAUCGAUAUCAGCCGACACGUAAUCUUCAUUUAAGCCUCUCGUAGAAUCGCAACCGGUUUGCAUUAAGAUUAAUGAGACACCGUUAAUCGCAUAAUGUACAAUAACUCGUUUAUUCAAUAUACACCUAUAUACAGUU